This is a messenger RNA of Acipenser ruthenus (sterlet), 10890 nucleotides long. RefSeq names its product zinc finger protein 292-like. Gene Ontology annotation, cellular component: nucleus. Gene Ontology annotation, biological process: regulation of transcription by RNA polymerase II. Gene Ontology annotation, molecular function: DNA-binding transcription factor activity, RNA polymerase II-specific; DNA binding. The record is from RefSeq and is a predicted model, not a curated record. The transcript has 8 exons. NCBI's taxonomy places the organism in Eukaryota, Metazoa, Chordata, Actinopteri, Acipenseriformes, Acipenseridae. Bases 92 to 9703 code for a protein of 3203 amino acids.
GCGUAAGGUUUCCUCGGUUUGUGCGUGCUUGCGCGUAAGCAGUACCGAUCACGUGACACUGUGUGCGUACGCGGCGGAGUUGGGUGUGAAGAUGGCGGACGAGGAGGCCGAGCAGGACCACAGCACUGAGAUCGGCAGCGCCGCCGCGAUUGGGGCGCUCAGAGAACGGUUACAAGAGCUGGCCACCGAGCUGACAGAGAGCCGGGAACCUGCCUUGAAUUCCGCUUCCCAGUACUGCCAGAAAUUCUGCCAGACUCUUGUAGAAUAUGCAGGCAGGUGGAAGAUCUCGGAGGGCCCUCUGCCGCUAGUCCAGGUUUACAUGGUAGCCAUAUUAAGCUAUGCUGAAGCUCGACACCAGCUUUCCUCUGAGUGUGACAAUGUAAGCCUUGUACUUGAGCGAUUAGCACUGAGCUGUGUUGAGCUUUUGCUGGCACUACCAGAAGAAACCCCAAAUAAUUUAUGGAAGGAGUUCCAGACUUCAGUUCAGACAGCCCAUAAUCUGCUACUGGAGGAUGGAAACUCUGAGCUCCAGAUGCUGUGUGCUGUUGCUCAGGAGAGUGGUGUGUGGACAAACUCGGCACUGCAGUGCAUUCUCUCAAAGGAAGCACCACAAGAGGAAACAGUUAAUGAGUUUCUUAGGUUGGAGGGUCCUGUUCUACUAGAGAUGCGUAUCAAGCACCUUAUCAAAGAGAAGCACAUAGAAAAGGCAGCAUCACUAGCAAAGGCCUGCUCCGACCAUCUCGAGUUCAGGGCAAAGAGCAGUUUCAAACAGACCUACCUGGUCUGUCUUACUGCUAUAGCUCAACAGGAGCAGCUUAUGCAAGAGAUUUCAGAAGUUGACUGUAAGGAAGCACUAGAGAUGAUCUGUAACCUUGAGUCGGACGGGGAUGAAAAAGCUGCUCUCAGCUUGUGCACAGCAUUUCUAACUCGACAGCUGCUGCAAGGAGAUAUGUAUUGUGCCUGGGAGCUUACGUUGUUUUGGAGUAAACUGCAGCAAAGGACGGAACCCUCUACGCAAGUGUUUCUUGACCAUUGUCGUCAGCUAUCCCAGCUUUCGAAAACCGUGUAUCACAUUUUCUUUCUGAUCAAGGUCAUUCAGUCAGAGGUGGAAGACGUGGGACUUGCAGUUUGUAUAGAGCUCUGUAUUCAAGCACUACGAAUGGAGUCAAGUGAAAAUCCAAGUAUUAAAGGCACCAUAUGUAAAACCAUCUCCUGUUUGUUGCCCGAUGACUUGGAAGUGAAGCGAGCUUGCCAGCUUACUGAAUUCCUCCUGGAGCCAACAGUUGAGUCCUAUUAUGCUGUCGAGACACUGUACAAUGAGCCAGACCAGAAGUUUGAGGUAGACAAUCUUCCAGUGCCCAAUUCACUGCGCUGUGAACUUCUGCUAGUGUUUAAAACGCAAUGGCCCUUCGACCCUGAAUUCUGGGACUGGAAGACUCUGAAGCGUCACUGUCUGGAGUUGAUGGGGGAGGAAGCCUCCAUUGUAUCUUCAAUAGAUGAGCUGAAUGACAGUGAGGCUUUUGAGCAGCUGGAGGAUGAUAAUGGGGGCAAAGUUCAGGUAGAAGAGUUUGGUGGACUUGCAGAUUGUUUAUAUGAUACACCAAAUGUGCUUAAUGAAAUGGCUGAUGAAAAACAGAAAAAGAGGGAAAUAAAGAAGUUGAGAGAGAAAGGGUUUAUAUCAGCUAGGUUUAGAAACUGGCAGGCUUACAUGCAGUACUGUGUAUUGUGUGAUAAAGAGUUCCUUGGUCACAGGAUAGUACGGCAUGCACAGAAGCAUGUUAAGGAUGGGGUUUAUAGUUGUCCAAUAUGUGGGGAGAAUUUUGAUCAAAAAGAGCUAUUUGUCCCACAUGUAACAUCUCAUGUAAAGCAAUCCUGCAAAGAAAGACUCGCUGCAAUGAAACAGAGUAGGACGCUGGGUAAACCUACCAAACUGCCCAAUUCGAAUACUGCUCUUCAGAAAGUUAAAGCUGCUGACAAACCGGACAACAGGCCAAAGAAGAAAAACAGCCCCCAUUCCCAUGAUAUUGUGGUCUUUAAUGACAAGGAUGCAUCUGAGGGUGAUGGAAAAGGUCAAUGUUCUAAACCUGACCUCUCUGUACAUAGGGUGGAAUACAGAGAGGAAUACACAUGUCCUGUUACAAACUGUCGAAAGGGAUUCAAGUACUUCAAAAACCUGAUAGCCCAUGUAAGGGGCCAUAAAAACAGUGAAGAGGCUAAACGUUUUCUUGAAAUGCAAAGCAAAAAGGUGGUUUGUCAGUACUGUCGUCGGCAGUUUGUCAGCGUCGCCCAUCUCAAUGAUCAUUUACAAAUGCACUGUGGUGUAAAACCAUACAUCUGCAUACAGUUGCAUUGUAAAUCAAGUUUCCUCACUAAUCCAGAACUGUUGGUACACAGGAAAGAGCAUGUUGUGUUUAAAGCAAAAUGCAUGUUUCCAGACUGUGGAAGAAUUUUUUAUGAAGCCUACAUGCUGUACGAUCAUGAAGCUCAGCACUACAAUACAUUCACAUGUAAAUUUCCUGCUUGUGGUAAAAUAUUUCAUUCCCAAUCCAAGUUGGGUUUGCACCAGGAAGAUCACAUUGCACAGCAAAAGACUCCCUGUAAUGAAGACAAAGCUGCUAUACAGGACUCAAACCUAACUGAAUUGCCAGAUACAAUUUCAGAUCCAUCACAUACUCCAUUACUAGAACCAAAUUUGGUGAAAUUAAUUGAUCCAAACCAGAUUAAAUUGGAAUUACCAGAUCCAAAUCCAACCCAAUUUAAAUUGGAGUUACCAGAUCCAAGUCAGUCACAGUUACCGCAUUCAAACCAGAUUACGCUCCCAGAUCCAACCCAAAUCCAAAGUGAAUUAGAAAUACCAUGUCCAAACCUGACUCCUUUACAGGAUCCAACUCCAGUAAUGAAUAAUUGCCCACAAGCUGUCCAAAUAAACGUUGAACAGGAAGGAAAAGUAGCUGUAAUAAAUUGUAAAGACAGCAUCCAUGUCUGUGGAAGUUCUCAAAACAGUCUGCCUGUUAUGGGAGUCAGCAGUGAUGUAUGUGUUCCAGCUUCAUAUGAACAUCUAGAACCGCAGCCUGUGCAACAGCCACCACUGCAACGAAAUGGUCUACCAGCAGAGUUAAAGGAAAGCCAGCUACCUGACAUGCUCACUGGUCCGCUGGAGGAAAAGCCAACCGAACUGCUUCAUGUAAAAAUAGAAGCUCCAAGCAAUGAAGAGAUCAUGCCAGAGCAGCCGCCAAAACCGACAGGUGAUGUUGUACCCAACUGUAAUGCUUUAUCGGUGAGGAUGCCUGAUGGCAAUAACAUACUUUCUCCGUCAGUCCAUCCUCAAGCUGCAACUGAGAAACAAGUGAAUGUGGCAAGUCAAGCCAAAGUGGUGGAGAGAUUUAGCUGCACGUUUGAGACCUGUACUCGGAACUACAGUUCACCAAAGAGCGUCAAUAAACACAUGAAGGCAGUACACCCUGAAUACCAUGCUGCACUGAAGCUGGCUCGGAAAAGCAAAUCGCUCCGAAAAAAUAACAGAAAAAGUGCUCUUCAAUCACAAACACAAGAAGACAAAACACAAGGUAUGAAGACUCAAACCCCGCUGUUACCUUACCAAACUGGAAAUGUUGCAGCUACUGUAUCAACCCCAGCCUUUUCUUCUCAUUCUGGAACCCUCACAACUCAAGUUUUCCCCACCCAAAUAGAAAACGUUGUAAAUCCAAUCCUAUUAUCACAAAUGGCAGAGGUUUCAAAUCAAAUGUUACCCUUGCAAAAGGAACGUGGAGCUAACCCUCUUCUGUCUUUACGAAUGGGCAGCGGUCUGAACCUGUCUCACCUUUCCCAUAAAGGACAUUCAGCAGAGCUACCAAUACAUUUACAAGCACUCGCCAGUCAAGUUGCAUCUUCACAGAUCACUGCAGCAAAUCUAGUCCUUUCUCCACAGAGACCUCGAGGCAAUACAAAUAAUCUAGUUGUAAAUUCACAAGCAAAUGUCAUAAAUCCAGCUUUAACUUCACAAGCAGUUAUGUUUUCAGAGAUGCAAAGUAGUGCAAACCUUAUUUUGUCUUCGCAAGCCGAAAGUAAUUGCCUUCCAGUUUUGCCUUCUCGUUUGGAAAAUAGUACAGAUCCUAUUCUAACCCCUCGGUUAACAGAUGGUACAAAUUCAGUUGUGUCUCAUCACAUUGACAGUAAUGCACAUUCAGUGCAUCCUGCUCAAGUACAAAGAAGUGCAGAUUCACUUUUGCCUUUACAGAUAGAUUGUGGCUCACAUAUAGGGGCACCACCUACACAAGGAGGAAGUUCCCAUAUGGCUUAUUCGACUAUGGGAAGUAAUAAUAACCUACAUGUAACAUCGCAAGUUGACAGUGUAACAAAUAUUGUGUUGUCCCAAGUGGAUCCCUCCAAUCCUAAUUUGCCUUCCAAUAUGGAAGGUCUAAGUAAUGCCUUGUUGCCUUCACUGAUGGAGAGGGCGACACACCCGCUGUUACCUUCAGAUCUGGAAAGCUUCAAAAAUGCAGGUCAGCUAGAAACUGCUGUGAAUCCUCUCUUCCUUCCACAGGUAGAUGCCCGUUCACUUCCUGAUUUCUCCUCUCAAGCAGAAAGAGUGGCUAAUCCCCAAGUGGAAAAUGUCAUGAAGUCAGUUUUUACUUCCCAGCCAGAAUCCGCACAGACUGCCACUGCUAUCAAGCCACUCUGUGGGAGUCCACCUAAACUUGAAGUUAAAAGGACUAGCAAGAGAACAAAGUGGCCAGCUAUUGUUAGGGAUGGUAAAUUCAUCUGCAGUAGGUGUUAUAGAGAAUUUGCUAGCCCCAAAUCACUUGGUGGUCAUCUAUCAAAGCGUUCUCAUUGUAAACCAUUUGAUGAAACAGAAACUUCUGCAGCACUUCAGCAGGAUGUUUCUUCCUCAUUCAUUACUAAUCAGAUUAAUUCAUCGAGUGUGCUGAAUGUGCAGCAGCAACAGCUGUCUGCAAAUUUAAAUCCAACUGUAUCUUUUAAGGACCGAGCCGAUCAAUCAUUAGCAAUAGGAAACCAUCCUGCAGAAUUUUUGCCUAGUGCUAUUUUCCCACAAGUUAAUGGGGCCGUUUGUAAUCCAAACGAGGGUGAACAAAACAGUGAGGUCAUUAAGCAAGCCCUGGAAACAGCAGGACUUCCAAACCUGUUUGAGACCCCUGAAAUCCUGCAGCAGGCAUUCCAAAAUCCCUGUGGCCCCUAUCAAACAAGUGCACAUAUGCCAGAAAGCACCGUCAUACAGCAUACAGGGAAAGCUAUUAAAAUGGAGUUGGAGGAUGCAGAAAUUCCAUUGAUCCAUGAAACUAGGAAUGAAUUAACAGCCUGUGCCGCAAAUCAUUUUGUAAAGGCAGAAGAGCCUGAAUUUUGUGCUGAUAUCUUCUCUGACUCUGUUCUGUCACAGAUGUUGGCAGAACAUAAUUCACAGAUCUCCUUGAAUAAUCUUGGAGCAGCUCCUUUAGAUCAAAUAAUAACUGGUUCUCAGUCAAUGAAGGUAGAAGGAAAUGGAGAGCCUCAAAUAAAUGCAAAUGACACUUUACUGGCUGCAAUGGCCAAUCUCACACAACACUUUAUGGUUAAUCAGGUGUUGCAAAUACCAGCGGCUGAUCCCCAGCAUUUAGUAACAAACCGGUGCAACCCACAGGAUUCUGCUCCAAAGAUAAAGAAUGUAAAGAAAAAAUUACGUGCUCAGUUAUUGGAAAAACCUAAUGAUUUAUCACAAAAGUCAUCAGGUCCAGCACAAGAUAUCAGUUUACAGGGAAAUGGUCACUUGCAAAAAAUACCAUCCAACUUCCCACAAACUUCAGAGGCCAUGCACGGUUCAGCAUUUUCAAAGAUACAGGGAAUGACAGGAUCUGACAAUAGAGGUGACACGAACGGCUUGCCGAGUGAUACUACACAGACAGAGAAAUUAAACAGUGAGUUAAAUGCAUCCUUAUCGGGACAGACUUUAUCUAAUGCACCAGACACAGCCUUGAGUAAUUCUUGUGAUUCUCAAAAAGAAGAUGAAAAAAUAAUGGAAAUUCUAACAGCUUUACAGAGAUUAAACCUGGAAAAGGAAAAUACCACCGAUGACAGUCCUGCUGUGAAUAGUUGCUCUGUCACUAGUAUGCUUAACUGUAAUGCUGUUGUGUUAAAUGAACGCCCAGAAGCCCAACAUCCCGAUUCCACAGUAACAAAUAAAGUUCCGCCUUUGGAAAGCCCUAGUAAACCGUUUGUGUGUGAGAAUGAAAGUUGUCCUUAUAGUGCUAUGACAAAAGAUGCAUUGUAUAAACACUAUUACAAAGUGCAUAAUUACACUGAAGACAUGAUGAAUGAAAUCAGGCAAAUCCAACUCAAGUUUGCUCCUUUUCGAUGUCAUAUUUGCAAUAAGACAUUUACAAGAAACUCGAACCUCAAAGCACAUUUUCAGACCGUGCAUCGCUUGACGCAGAACAAAAUGGUCCAGUUGAAAAUUAAACGACCAUACAGCAAAAAAUCUCGACCUGAAAAAACUGCUACCAACAAACGGCCAUGCAUGGCGGAUGGUCAACAACAAGAAUUUGGUCCAGAACCUGCAGAAAGCACACUAGCCCUUGAAAAGUUGAAGCCCACUGAAGGCAAUUCAGAGCAGGGUAUGCAUCCAGCAGUUAAAGAGUCAUUUAAAGUGACUCCUACCCAAGUUUCAUGCUCUUUGCAAGAUGCACCGAAUGGACAAACUUUAGAAAAUGUUUCUAAUUCUGUAUUGGAGCAACCUAGAUCAGGACAGCCUACAGUGGGCCUGUCUGCAGCUCAGCAACCUUCAGCAGAGUAUCCUACAGUAGAUCUGCCAUUAGCUGAACAACCUGCUGCACAACCCCCUACAGUGGGCCAGUCUGUAGCAGGACAGCCCCCAGUGGGAUUGCCUGUAACGACUCAGUCUGUAGCUGAACCACCUGUAACAACUCAGUCUGUAGCUGAACCACCUGUAACAACUCAGUCUGUAGCUGAACCACCUGUAACAACUCAGUCACUAGCUGGACCACCUGUAACGACUCAGUCACUAGCUGGACCACCUGUAACGACUCAGUCACUAGCUGGACCACCUGUAACGACUCGGUCUUUAGCUGAACCACCUGUAACGACUCAGUCACUAGCUGGACCACCUGUAACGACUCAGUCACUAGCUGGACCACCAGUAAUGACUCAGUCACUAGCUGGACCACCAGUAAUGACUCAGUCACUAGCUGGACCACCUGUAACGACUCGGUCUUUAGCUGGACCACCUGUAACGACUCGGUCUUUAGCUGAACCACCUGUAACGACUCAGUCACUAGCUGAACCACCUGUAACGACUCAGUCACUAGCUGAACCACCUGUAACGACUCAGUCUGUAGCUGAACCAUCUGUAAUGACUCAGUCACCAGCUGGACCACCUGUAACGACUCGGUCACCAGCUGGACCACCUGUAACGACUCGGUCACCAGCUGGACCACCUGUAACGACUCGGUCACCAGCUGGACCACCACCUGUAACGACUCGGUCACCAGCUGGACCACCUGUAACGACUCGGUCACCAGCUGGACCACCUGUAACGACUCGGUCACCAGCUGAACCACCUGUAACGACUCAGUCUGUAGCUGAACCACCUGUAAUGACUCCGUCACCAGCUGAACCACCUGUAAUGACUCGGUCACCACCUGGCCCACCUAUAGUGGAACAGCCCACAGUGGGAUUGCCGAUGAUGGGACUGCCUAUAGCUGGACAACCUCUGAUGGAGCUGCCUGUUUCAGGAGACACUGGUACAGGAUUUCCUCUCCCUGGACCCCCUUUACUAGGAGAGCCUGCAACAGAGAAGGUUAAAAAGCCUAAAGGUCCAAAACCUAAGGUACCAAAGCCUAAGGUUGAAAAACUUAAAGUGGAGAAGCCUAAAAAGCAACCAAAACCGGAAAUAAAAAAGCAAAAGAAGCCAGCUGCAAAUACAAGCGAGUCAUCUCACAGCUACAGUCCAUACCGGCCAUACCGUUGUGUUCACCAGGGCUGCUUUGCAGCUUUUACGAUACAGCAAAACCUGAUUCUGCAUUACAGGGCUGUGCAUCAGUCAGACCUGCCUAAAUUUGAACAGGAUAAUGAAGAAGAAUCAGCCGAGAUCAAAGAAGAAUUAGUGGAGGAGAUUAACCAGAUCACAGAGUUCAGAUGCCAAGUUAAAGAUUGCUCUAGAAUAUUCCAAGAAGUACCUAGCCUUUUACAGCAUUAUACACAGCUUCACGAGUUCAGUCUGGAAAAAGCUGGGAGACUACUGUCGGAUAUGAACCUGGGAAGAUUUCGGUGUGACCAGCCAGAGUGCAAGGCUUCAUUUACAGCAUUUUGGAAGUAUAUUGGUCAUCUUGAAGUGGAUCAUGAACCAGAGAAACUCUUUAAUAAUGAUGGGGAGGAAGGCGUGUUCAGGUGUGACUGUGAGGGCUGUGAUUGUGUUUAUGCCACUAGAUCCAACCUCUUACGCCACCUCUUUAGAAAACACAGAGACAGCCACAAGUCCCAUUUAAUUAGACAUAGACAAAAAAUGGACAGGCAGGAAAGUUAUUCAGUAAAUGGAGACACGUCCAAAAAGUCAAAGUCUGCUGGAGGUAAAGGAGACAACGAAAAAGAGAACUGGCAAAACAAUAAGAAAUCAAAAAUCAGUAGCGCAGAGAGAAAGAAGAAAAAGAAUGAUGCAAAUAAAACCGUCUGGAUAAAAAGCGAAAAAACACCUUCUUUAAAAACAAAUGAUGAAGCUUUGGCAAUGUGUACAAAAAAAUUCUCUCUGCAAUACCCAUGCAUGAUAAAAGGUUGUCUGUCUGUUGUCAGCAGUGAACGCAAUAUAUUUAGACACUACAAAACUCACAGGCUGACUGAUGCGUUCCUACUGCAGCAAGGCAGUGACUUUAUCAUUUGCAAGCAGCGUUCACGUCCCUUAAAAAAAUCAAAGUCUACUGGAGAUGAUGGAGAGAAAUCUCAGGAAGAUCAAUCUGAGAAUUCAGAGGAAGACUUGGCAGAUGCCUACCCUGAAUUACAUGAAACAGAAAGUUUACGUUUAACCUCUGAAAAGGAUAAAGUUGCAGAAUACACUAAACCUUUUAAGAAAAAACGUUCAGCUAAUGAAUGUUCUGAACCCAAGCUAGUCUGGAGAAGAAAGCGGACAAUUAGACAAGCCUUUCCUGAUUCCGUUCCCCUGAUCAAGCGCAAGAGAGGGAGACCUCCACUGAAAAGAAAACGCAAAGAAGCCGUGCAGAUCAGAAUAAAAAACAGACGAGUGAGAAAACUGAAACCAGAAUUAUGUAAUCCAAGCAAUCUGUGCAGUGGCUCGGAAUCAGCAACUUCUUCCUGCACAGUUCCAGUUCAAAAGGAGCAACAACACAACAAUAUUGACUUGAGUACAUUUAAGCCAAUGGGAUUUGAAGUGUCCUUUCUCAAAUUCUUGGAAGAAUCUGCCGAUCAGACUAAGAGGAAAGCAAAGGAAAAUCCUCUCUCUGAAAUUGCCUCAAAAAGAAAGAAAUAUUUUCCCCCAAAAUGUGGAAGUUUGGAUUGUAGUGAAUCCGAUUUGCACAUCAGGACUAGCGGUUACCAUAACCUUAUUGACUUUCAAAACCCUUUGAAUCUCCAGUCUGUAAAGAAUGUAAAGAUCAUUUUGGAUAGGACCUUUUCUGAAGGGGCUGAGCUUUUGCUUAAGCAGCUUCAGGAAAUGCGACCAACAGUUGUGCUCGAAAAAUGGUAAUACAGUUGAGGGUAAGAUUAGCAAAAAAUGGUUCUAUUAACAAAAAAAGCAUAGUACUCAGGAUUACUCUCUAUUUUAGUGCAAGGAAUACUUAGGCUGCAGACCAGGGCUUUUUAAAUUAUUGUAUGCAUAACUGAACAAUGAAUAUUGAAGAUAACCAAGCACCUGUCAAUUACAUCCCAAAUAUUUGUCUUUGAACGAAAUCUAAUUUUAAUGACAUAUAAAAUGAUUUUAGGAUUUUGUAAGCUCACAAGACUUUUCAAGGGUUUAGAUGACGCCUUUCAAUUGACACUUUUAUCAGAUGUGCUGUAAACCAGAACUAUGCUAAUCUGUUGUGUAGAAAAUUCAAACUGAACCGUAGAGCAUGUUUGUACCAUUAAGCUUUUCUUAUGUCACGUGAAGUUGCCUUUGCAAAAAAAAAAAGACAAUUCAUGAUACCAGUCAUGUAAACUUCAAUAUAUCCCCAUGGGACAUUUUGCUGCAAACCUUUAUGUAAAAAUUAGACAGAUUUUCUUGUUUCUUCCAUCACUGAAAGUGUUGUGUAUAGUCUGUGAUAUUUUGGUUGAGCUCUCUGUUGUUCACUGACCAUGUAAAUUGUAAGUUGUAGAUAUUUUUUGUGUAUAUAUUUAUUCUUUGAAAACUGUUAGUCAAAACUAUUAAAUUCACAGUUUUAUAACAUUUUUGUGUAUUUUUAGUUUGUGAACUGUGGUAAUUAUAAUCUUAUAAAAUACAGAAUUUGAAAACCUUUAUUUUUUCAACAGUGCUCAUUUUAUUACAUGUAAGAUGGGGAUUGUUUUAAGCUUCCAUGUAAUGACAGUGAGUGUUGAUGUUUGCAGUAUUUAUUUUGCUUUCCAGAACCUUGUGCUGGAAGGUGAAAGCGAAGUGACUGAACAUUGUAGAGUGCAGUCAAUUAACCUUUAUUUAAAACAUGAACAAAGACACAGAGACUCUCAAAUAGACCCCCGAUGCCAUUGUACAAUGUUGUGUUUAAAGAAAACUAAAAUGUUUGAAUGUCUGAGACAGUGCUUAGACAUUUCCUGUACAUGUCCUACCUCAUUGAGAGAGUGCCACUUGAACUUGUUUGGCAAUGCAGUACGUGAUCGAGCCACCUGUUUUUUGAUGUUAUUGUCUUAAGAACCAACUGUACUUUUUUUCAAUAUGAAAAUAAAUGAAAUUACAGGAAAGUA